Molecule: messenger RNA, 1239 nt
Organism: Mugil cephalus (flathead mullet)
Lineage: Eukaryota; Metazoa; Chordata; Actinopteri; Mugiliformes; Mugilidae
Exons: 3
Coding region: 25-1239 (404 amino acids)
Source: RefSeq, a predicted model, not a curated record
CAUACAUACGUCACUUGUGUUCAGAUGACAAGAUUCUGCUGGAUGUCUGUGACGAUAGCCUUGAUCCUGUUCACUGGAAAGGCUUUUUCUGCUGUGGACCAGAGCCAACUUGCAAACCUUGUGGAUGAGAUCUGGAAAAGGUACAAAGAGAACAAGAUGUUCAGUGUGGCAGUAAGCAUCCCAAAGAAGGAGAACAUGGACCAGAUUUAUGACAUAAACCAAUGCUUCAGUGGUGUGGAUGAUGCCACAAUAAAGAAGGCAUUAAAAGAAGGCAAAGUUUUUAAUGAAGGCACAAUAAAAGCAGCUAGAGUUAAGAAAAUAAAAAGAGAGUAUGUUCAUGCAAAGUACCGUGUUCUGACGAAUUGUGACGCCUUACUCAACAGAAAAUAUGACACUGAACAUGAUCUUUUGCUUUUCUUUGUUCUUGGAUCCCCAUGCUACCACAAAUGUACCAAUGAAAAUGAUCCCAAAAACAUUAUCAAGUAUUUAAAACUCAUUAAGCGGUGGAAACAUUAUGCUUUUGUAUUUAGUUACACACCCAACUCAAAGAAUCCAAAACUUUCUGUUAAUGAGGACCAGCUCAGAGAAGCCCUUGAGAAACUUGGGAAUACUCUCGGCCUUCAGAAUAUUUUCCAUUGUGUGAAAUUAAAAGAUCACAUGCAGUGCAGAAGUUGCUCUCAUAAUAACCAGGUUGCACAGUAUUGUGUUUCAGAUACUGAUGAAAAUGGAGGAGAUGAAAACAGAGGAAAAGAAAACGGAGGAGGGUUAGGUGAAAACAGAGGAGAUGAAAAUGGAGAAGAAAACAGAGGAAAAGAAAACAGAGAAAAAGAAAACGGGGGAAAAGAAAACGGGGGAGGAUUAGGUGAAAACAGAGGAGAUGAAAAUGGAGAAGAAAACGGAGGAAAAGAAAACGGAGAAAAAGAAAACGGGGGAGGAUUAGGUGAAAACGGAGAAAAAGAAAAUGGAGGAAAAGAAAACGGGGGAGGAUUAGGUGAAAACAGAGGAGAUGAAAAUAGAGAAGAAAACGGAGGAGGGUUAGGUGAAAAUGGAGAACAAGAAAACGGAGGAAAAGAAAAAGGGGGAGGAUUAGGUGAAAACGGAGAAAAAGAAAAUGGAGGAAAAGAAAACGGGGGAGGAUUAGGUGAAAACAGAGGAGAUGAAAACAGAGGAGAAGAAAAUGGAGGAGGGUUAGAGUUUAAAGAAGCACAGCUGAGGCUGGCAGGGAUGUCAGAAUUUUGA